Molecule: messenger RNA, 3793 nt
Organism: Drosophila eugracilis
Lineage: Eukaryota; Metazoa; Arthropoda; Insecta; Diptera; Drosophilidae
Gene: hzg
Product: phosphatase Herzog
Exons: 6
Coding region: 503-1489 (328 amino acids)
Molecular function (GO): RNA polymerase II CTD heptapeptide repeat phosphatase activity
Source: RefSeq, a predicted model, not a curated record
GAGAUGCGUUCUUGGUAACCAUCAUAAGCGCAACAGCGGCCACACUAGAUUGUGUUUCUCUUUUUUUCGACGUGUUUUGUUUUUUGCGCGAUUAAUUAAUGGCAAACCAAGAUGCGAGCAGGGAAAAGUGCGAAAAAUUAAAUAACGACAAAUAACGAAAACAUCAGCGGUCGAGCAAGUGUGCGUGCGUGUGCGUACGUGUGUGUGUGGCCUGUGUCUGUGUGGGCGUUUAUAAAUAAAACGCUGCGAAGCUGUGUGCGAAAAGCAGACGCGGAUAAAGAAGUAAUAGAAUGAGCACAACCAAAAACAAGAGCGAAGGAAAGAAAGAAAGUGUUUUUUAAAAUCUUUUCAAAAGUUUAAAAGUUUACGAAAAGAAACCGAAAGGCGAAAGUGCAACAGAGCGAAAGAGAGAGCGAUAAAUAGCGAGCUAUCCUAUCCUAUCCGAAACCGAUCUGAUUUAUCAACCUGUUAAGCGAAGUGGAGCCAAAAACCGAGUGCUUAAAUGGAUGCAACAUCAAUAAUCACGCAAGUUUCCCGCGACGACGAGCAACUGAACGUCUAUCCCAGCUAUCCCAAUGACAAAGACGAUGUGGACCGCCUAAAGCCACAGAAGCGAGGAUUAUUUCAAUCUCUGCUUUGCUGCUGGCGACGAAAUCGAACGAAAACCAACCAGAAUGGGACACAAAUCGAUGGUUCAACAACACCGCCACCAUUACCGGACCAACAAAGGUACCUACUACCUCAGGUUAGGCUUACCGAUAUGCACAGAAAGUGCAUGGUUAUCGAUUUGGAUGAGACCCUAGUGCAUAGUAGUUUUAAGCCCAUACCGAAUGCUGAUUUCAUAGUUCCAGUGGAGAUCGAUGGAACCGUACAUCAGGUGUACGUUCUGAAGCGACCGCAUGUGGAUGAGUUUCUGCAGAAGAUGGGUGAACUGUACGAGUGCGUUUUGUUUACAGCCUCACUAGCCAAAUAUGCAGAUCCAGUUGCCGAUCUGUUAGACAAAUGGAAUGUGUUUCGUGCAAGACUGUUUAGGGAAUCAUGCGUUUAUUACAGGGGUAAUUACAUUAAGGAUCUGAAUCGUCUGGGGCGGGAUCUUCAGAAGAUUGUCAUCGUAGACAACUCACCGGCCAGUUAUAUCUUUCACCCAGACAAUGCAGUUCCUGUAAAAUCCUGGUUCGAUGAUGUCACCGACUGCGAACUGCGCGAACUGAUCCCGCUCUUUGAGAAGCUUAGCAAAGUUGAUUCCGUCUAUUCGGUGCUCUGCAAUUCGAACCAGCCGCUGAACAAUCAGACCAAUCAGCAGCAUCCCCAGGAGCUGCAACAGGCGCCGAACCAGCUGCAUCAGCAGCAACAGCAGCAGCAGCAGCAACAGACCAUCUCUGCCACGACAGUUAUUACCCAGGCAACGACUCUGUCUGCACCGACCAUGUUGAACCAGCAGCAGACAAGUCCGCCCAGCCCACAAAGCGAGCUGCUGCAAAAGACGUAACAUCAGUGGGAACUAAUGUUUAUAAAUAUAUGAUAAAUUGUAUACAUAUUACAAGACCAAGCAAGCCGAUAUAAGCAAGCAAACAAACACCCUUUCCCCCAAGCUCUUCAACUCAUUUAAGCCCAGGAUGAAAUGGCAAGGGUUAAAUGAGUUGAAACCAACUACCAAUUACCAAUUACCAAUUACCAACUACCAUUUGCUAUAUACUAUAACCCCGCUCGACACGUAGGCUUAAGAUAAGUUUUAUAUGGUAUACAUUAAUUUUUACAGAACCCUAUUUACACGGCACAUUUGUUAUUUAUUCUUGUUUUGCUCUACCAAUUAUAAAUAUUAUUAUUUUUUUUGUGUUUUUUUAUAUAAACAACUUCUAACUGCUUAUUGCGUUUGGCGGCGGUAACCCGUCUAAGUGGUAUAAUAAGCCCCAACAUAAGCCUCUAUUUUUACCCAAUUAAUCAUAACUCUGUAAGCAUAUUUAAAAUGGUAAACCAACUGAGCAAGCAAAAGAUUUAAAUGCAUAAAACAAAAAAUGAUAACUAUACAUAUGAGCAGAGAGAUAAAAUCAAAUUCAAAAUAUAGCUAUAUUUAUAUAUAUUUUUUAUUAAAAAAAGAAAACAAAACAAAAAAUAAUAAGCGUAAAAUGAGGAAAGGAGAGAAAACCCAAUGGGGAAAACUUAAAAACAAAAAUUAUAUAUAUAUAAUAUAUGUGUACUAAAAGAAAUUUAUAUAUAUACAUACAUGGAUAUAUAUUUAAGGCAUGUGUCUACACAUGUUUAUAGCACUAAGGCAUGUAUAAUAUUUCGUAUAUUUAUUAAAGAAAUAAGUUUUAGACGCGGUCACCCACUCACGCUUGAUCGUUGGCACUGGCACUGGCACUGGCAAAUGUCAAAGUUGGUAGUAUAUCGGGUUUAUCGCUUAGAUGGUGGCUUUGCCUAUCGUAUCGUAUCUAUCACAUUCUGGUUUCCUGAAAUAUGUCUGACAAUCGUGAGUGUUUGGGCCGCGUUUAAACGAUUUUAAGUUGCAUUGCAAGAGGGUGAAAAAAUGGGCUAUAUCUGUAAGCCAAUUUGUAAAGCAUCUAAAAGUCUGCGGCGCGUCCGUAGUUAAUAUAUAAACCGAACCGCUGGGCCUGCGCUUGUGUCUGUAUGAUCCAAAGACGUGAAUUUCCAUUCGAUCCUUAACUAAACUCACAUUCAAUCCGAUCUGGUAUUAAGAUUUAACCACUGUCCUAGCGCAAAUUGAAAUUCCCGCCUUUGGACAAGCUUGGACAAGCGUAGUUGGGAAAACAUUGUACUAGGCUUAAUGAAAAUUAUACAUCUAUAUAUUUUAACCAAUUUAUGUUAAUUUCCCCUCUUAUCAAGUGCGCUUAUGAAACGCAUUGCAAUAUAUAUUUAUAUAUAUAUAUUUAUGCCUACUUUAACCCUCCUUCGACUUGAACUUUCACCUUCGGCCGCGUUCUGUAUUCUGUGUUAGCAUGUGAAAAUGGAAAAAUGGAAAAUGAUAUUGUAAACAAUGAAACAAAUACACCUUUAGCUUCUUUCAACUCCGACCAAAUAUCAAUCAUUAUAUAGUAUAUAUAUAUAUAUAUAUAUAUUGAGCUCAAGCUGGCCACGCCGAAAUCCCACCUGAUAAAUAUAUAUUAUAUAGACAAAAGACGCUAUUGCUAUCCGAACCACACGACGAAAGAUACACAAACACACGCUCACAGACCAGUCCAUUUCUACUUUCAAUCUUUUAAUCUAUAUGUAACAUCUAUGUCUUGUAUUUUCUCAACUAACUUUUUGCAACAAUUCUUUUAUUUAGUGCAUAAGCCUUUUGUGUUUUUAUUUUUGCUUAAACUAAAAAAAAAAAUAAUAAUAAUAAUAAUAUUGAAAGGUAACAAAAAUUGGCACGUUGCAAACGCGCAAUAUUCUCAUAUUUUUUGCAAUCGAGCAAGUAAAUUAUACAUAAAGCUAAAAUAAUAUAUGUAUUGUAUAUCAUUUACACCCGCUGCAAAAGUCUAAAAGCAAAAGCUAAACAAAAAAGGGAUUGCAACUAAUCACGAAAUUUAAUUGUAAAAUGCAAAAUGUGUUUUAAUUGCGUAUAUUAUUAAAUGUUUUACUUUUAAUAAAAGCAAAACACAAACCAAUCGAUAAAACCAUUCAACUUAAUUUAUCAUAUAAAGGGAAGAAAUUCUAUUUUUAAAGUGAGCCUAUAAAUGUAAUGCAUCAAUGUCGACAAAACAAAACAAAAAAUGAAUUAAAAACAAAAAUGAAAUUUAAAAUCUACAAAUAUUAUGUCAUCAAACAAUAAAAACAAAUUAAAACCCAA